UGAUAUCACACAAAUCAAAAUCUUCUUCUUCAUCAUGGCGCUUUUUUCUAUCCUCGUCACGUUAUGUCUUCUGAACAUCCACCAAGUCCUCAGCGACAAGUCCGACGUAGGCCUUAAUCCGGGUGAAAUGAUCGCAAAUCAUGGUUACCCUUCAGAAACUCACGAAAUAACAACAGAUGACGGCUACAUUAUCACACUAUUCAGAAUACCUCAUGGAAUCAACGACGACGGUGCCGCUAAAAGACCUCCAAUUUUGCUAAUGCAUGGUUUCGGGGUCUGCUCUGGUGAAUUCGUGUCGCUGGGUCCUGAACGUGGCCUAGGUUUUAUUCUGGCAGACGCUGGGUACGAUGUAUGGCUCGCAAAUACACGUGGUACUGCUUUCUCAAGGAAGCACACAACUAUCGAUCCAGAUCUUAACCCAGAACAAUUUUUCAAUUACACGUGGCACGAAAUAGCGAUUUAUGAUGUUGCCAAUUCGAUCGAUUACAUUUUGGAUGUAAAUGGAGAUGAUAGUGUGUAUUAUGUAGGGCACUCACAGGGCACUACGGUUUUCCUAGUUCUGGCAUCCACCAAACCUGAAUACAACAGCAAAAUCAGAGUUGCAAACUUGAUGGCGCCAGCAGCUAUUAUUAAACACUACCCGAGUACUUUAAUUCAAGGGAUUUGUAAGUAUGUGGAUCGUGUUUGGAGUCUUCUGCAAAAGUAUAGGAUAUAUGAGAUUCCUUUGCUUGGGACAUUAAGAGAAACGGUGACUACUCUAUGUGCCAACUAUCCCGAUGAGGAAUCAGAUCCACUAUGUGCGAUGAUACAUGAUUCGAUAUUAUCGAGGGUCGAUGAGGCGGAUGUACCUGUAAUAGUAACAAAUUGUCCUUCCGGUGCUGGUUUGAAACAGUACGUACACUAUGGGCAGCUGGUUCGAGAUGGAGGAUUUCGUCAAUGGAAUUAUGGAACUGAAAAAAAUUUAGAAGUUUAUGGCAGUGAAAAUCCCCCUGAUUAUGAUUUGUCGCUAAUUACGACACCGGUUGCGUUUUAUUACGCAAAAAAUGACGGUUUAAUUACCGUCGAGGAUGAAAAUCUUCUGGCUAGCAUGGUUCCAAAUGUUCCUGUUAACUAUAUGGUACCAGAUGACUCGUUUGCACAUAUUGAUUUUGCGAUGGCUGAUGAUGUUGUUGAACUGGUAUACAACGAACUACUAGAUGUUUUGUCAAAAUAUUAAAUAAAGUUACAUGAAAUCGUCA
Molecule: messenger RNA, 1238 nt
Organism: Zophobas morio
Lineage: Eukaryota; Metazoa; Arthropoda; Insecta; Coleoptera; Tenebrionidae
Product: lipase 3-like
Exons: 5
Coding region: 35-1216 (393 amino acids)
Biological process (GO): lipid metabolic process
Molecular function (GO): hydrolase activity, acting on ester bonds
Source: RefSeq, a predicted model, not a curated record